AUGCGACAACUCAUGCGGCGCGACAACCUGCCUGCAGCUGCGAGCCUCGUGAGCGGCGAGGUGCAGGUCGUCGCGGCGGACGGCGUGAGCCUCGCGUACCCCGGCACGUACGGCCUCCACGGGUGCGACUCGCACGACAGCGGGCUCGAGCCGUCCUGCAACUCGACCGGCUACCCCGGCUGGUGCGAGCACGAGUGGUGCUACGUCGACCCGACCGCGUGCAACACCGAGUACAGCACGACCGCGUACGUGGUGGGCGCCACCCUGCACUACUCGUACCGUGCGUGCGGCUUCAGCAACGAGUUCGAGAGCUGCCUCGUGAGCGGCGAGGUGCAGGUCGUCGCGGCGGACGGCGUGAGCCUCGCGUACCCCGGCACGUACGGCCUCCACGGGUGCGACUCGCACGACAGCGGGCUCGAGCCGUCCUGCAACUCGACCGGCUACCCCGGCUGGUGCGAGCACGAGUGGUGUUACGUCGACCCGACCGCGUGCAACACCGAGUACAGCACGACCGCGUACGUGGUGGGCGCCACCCUGCACUACUCGUACCGUGCGUGCGGCUUCAGCAACGAGUUCGAGAGCUGCCUCGUGAGCGGCGAGGUGCAGGUCGUCGCGGCGGACGGCGUGAGCCUCGCGUACCCCGGCACGUACGGCCUCCACGGGUGCGACUCGCACGACAGCGGGCUCGAGCCGUCCUGCAACUCGACCGGCUACCCCGGCUGGUGCGAGCACGAGUGGUGCUACGUCGACCCGACCGCGUGCAACACCGAGUACAGCACGACCGCGUACGUGGUGGGCGCCACCCUGCACUACUCGUACCGUGCGUGCGGCUUCAGCAACGAGUUCGAGAGCUGCCUCGUGAGCGGCGAGGUGCAGAUCGUCGCGGCGGACGGCGUGAGCCUCGCGUACCCCGGCACGUACGGCCUCCACGGGUGCGACUCGCACGACAGCGGGCUCGAGCCGUCCUGCAACUCGACCGGCUACCCCGGCUGGUGCGAGCACGAGUGGUGCUACGUCGACCCGACCGCGUGCAACACCGAGUACAGCACGACCGCGUACGUGGUGGGCGCCACCCUGCACUACUCGUACCGUGCGUGCGGCUUCAGCAACGAGUUCGAGAGCUGCCUCGUGAGCGGCGAGGUGCAGGUCGUCGCGGCGGACGGCGUGAGCCUCGCGUACCCCGGCACGUACGGCCUCCACGGGUGCGACUCGCACGACAGCGGGCUCGAGCCGUCCUGCAACUCGACCGGCUACCCCGGCUGGUGCGAGCACGAGUGGUGCUACGUCGACCCGACCGCGUGCAACACCGAGUACAGCACGACCGCGUACGUGGUGGGCGCCACCCUGCACUACUCGUACCGUGCGUGCGGCUUCAGCAACGAGUUCGAGAGCUGGUCGUCGCGGCGGACGGCGUGA
Emiliania huxleyi CCMP1516 is the source of this 1416-nucleotide messenger RNA. RefSeq lists its product as hypothetical. The transcript has 7 exons. The record is from RefSeq and is a predicted model, not a curated record. Bases 1 to 1416 code for a protein of 471 amino acids. Lineage: Eukaryota; Haptophyta; Isochrysidales; Noelaerhabdaceae.